Durusdinium trenchii is the source of this 674-nucleotide messenger RNA. The record is from the annotation of a GenBank genome assembly. Lineage: Eukaryota; Dinophyceae; Suessiales; Symbiodiniaceae.
AGAAUGGGGUAGAGUCUCCGGGUAGAGGAUGUAGCGGAACGACCCGGAGCUCACUGCCAUGUGGAGUGGCUGGGGUAAAAGACUGCCGAGGCUGGUAAGAAUCUCGCGAGCGGUUGGCAUUCGCGCAGAGCCGGUCACUUGCAAGCUUUCCUUGCUUGAUGCCGCCAGAAGCGAGGUGCUUUGGAAGUCAAGAAAUCGGGACUGGAUGGAGAUGAACCUUGUGCUCAGCAACUUUGUUGAGAGAAGCCUGCACAACUUCAAUGAUGAGCAGGUAGAGCUUUUGGCACAGCUGCUUCAGAAGAGUGAUGUGGAGCUGUACCCUUGGCUGUCGGGCAGGUCACCAGUCCCCAUAGAGAUGCUGCAAAACGACGUCUUUGUUUUAUUGCUUGGCUACAUCAACUCGCACCAUCCAGCUCUGAAACAUAUUCAGCCUGGACAUGCUACUUAAGCUAUACAACUCCUGGACUCCCCCUACAUUGCGGGAAUGGAGGACCAUUGUUGAGUCCGUUGGGGUCAUUGGAAGGCUGCAAACCAAAGGAUCAACGACUGACGUACCUGGAGAAUCAUGAGCCGAGGCUGCAAGCACUUGAGCCAAGAGUUUGGACGCACUCUGUUCUUGGAAGAGGAGCGCUCAGAGGCAGCCCGAUACUCAAGGCCUGACAACACGCGUAAAG